Messenger RNA from Toxotes jaculatrix (banded archerfish), 1550 nucleotides. Its product is annotated as KIAA1143 ortholog. Lineage: Eukaryota; Metazoa; Chordata; Actinopteri; Toxotidae. The transcript is spliced from 3 exons. The coding region runs from base 101 to 583 and encodes 160 amino acids. The record is from RefSeq and is a predicted model, not a curated record.
GCAUUUUGAUGACGUGUGUUGUGCUUUAGCGAACGACGAAACAUCUGUUAAGGGGCCUUUUAUUCCAUUUGGUCGCUUGUAUUGUUUUUGCUGUUUAGCAAUGAACAAAAAUAAGGCCAGUGGCGUGUCGUGGGUGAAACCAGCGGAACCCUCCUUUCUGAAGAAGUUUAAAAAUGAUGUGGGAUACAAAGAAGGGCCGACAGUUGAUACAAAGCGUGACGUGAUGCCAACGCCGGACGAUGACAGCGGGAGUGAUCGAGAGGAUGAGCUCCCUCAGAUUGUGGUCCUAAAAAGUGGAGACCUGACCGCAGAGGAGGUGGAGAAGAUCAAGGGUAAAAAGUUGCCAGGAGGUGGUGCAGAGAAAGAUGACGGGCCUCCUCCUGAUGGUAAAAUCCUUUUCAAGAAACCAGAAAAGCGCUCCUCCUCAGAGAAGUUCCAGGGCAUCACCGCCAGCUCCAGCAAGAAGAAGAAGACGAGUGAUGAGGGAGAAAAGGAGGAGAAGAAAGAGGUGAAGUCUGGAAAGAAAGUAAAGAAUAACAGCCUGCUGUCAUUUGGAGGGGAUGAGGAGGACGAGGAGGACUAAAUGGUAAUGUUGACAUAAAGACUUGUCAUUAAUCCUCUAAACAGGUGACUCAAGCUUGAGUCAUGUGUUUGAUUAUUGACCAAUAGGAACAGGGACAAAAUAAAACAGACAUUAUAUUCUAAUCAGAUCCAGUCAGGAGUUUGUCCACAGCAAACUGUCCACUCUGAGGAUUCUUUUAAAGGACUUUGGUAUUUUUUUGCUUAUCUGAGCCCACUGACUACAAAUAAUCUGUUUUGAUAUUACGACUUGUCUGUUAAUUUUUAGUAUAUUAUCAAAAGCAACUUGCAGAAAAGCAAAUCGCCGGAAGUAAGUAAGUAAUCCAUCACAGGAAACAAUCUGAUGCCCUUAUCUUUUCAAUAAUCAGAGUUACUAAAAAUAAAAAAGCACCAGUUGAGUCAUUCUAUAGAUAGCAUGUCCUUUUUCAUUCAACAUAUGUGUGUAUAUGCAGCAGCACAUUGUCUUUGAAGCUGCUCUUCUGAGUUCCUUGAAAACUUCUUAACUUAAUUAGAUAAACGGAAACCAGGAGGAACAGCAGCUCAACUGAUAGUUAGUAAUAAAAAUAACUGUCAUUUGAAGGGGGAACUCCCACCUGCUCCUCCUGCAUAUGAAGAUCACUUUGUUGCUGUGUGUCUGUGUGUGAAUACUCGUGUUUGUUCCUGCUAAUCUGUAUUCAUCUUCGGUGUCAUCAGAACUGUGAUAGUAUUCCCAUGUUAUGUGGAAGAGCUCAUUGCAGAUACAUUUCCGACACAUUCAGUGAUGUGUUGAAUGUAUGAAUAUAUUCUAGCUUCGACAAAGGAGCUGUAACAGUUUAUGGGGAAACAAUGCAUUCUUGUCAAUGCAGUUGGGUGAUAUAUGGUUUUUUUUUUUUUUUUUACAUGUGAAUUUGUUUUUAUUGUGUGCAUUUUUUUUAGAGAAUGAAUAUGGCUGUAACAUUUGAAAUAUAAAACAUUAAAACAAUUGUAUAAUG